ACAGAGCGAUGCAAUCGGGGCGGUGAAAGUGUUUUGUUGGGUUUGCUUUGGUUGCAAGCGCAACAAUUUGUGAUAUAAUUACCGUUGAUCGAAAUGGCGACCGGACAGCUGAUGGCCGUCACGCUGCUGACGCGCGCCAUCGAGUACGAUGUGGUGGGCCGAAAGCUGGAAGCGCUCAAACUUUACGAGGACGGAAUCGAGGCGCUACUCAAAGAAUCCAAAGCUGAAACGGAUGCGAAAAAGAAGCACCACUACCAAACGAAGAUCGUCGAGUACAUGAACCGUGCGGAACAGGUGAAAGAGCUCGUGACACGGUGGAAAAGUAAAGGCGUGAUUAGUGACAAAAUCCACAUCGUCGAGGGGGCCACCGGUUACGGGUACGGGCGGAUCUUUGGCGAGUACUUAAACGAUGACGUGCGCGAGCUGCUGAUCGAGGAACCGUACGUCCGGGAUCACUAUCAGAUCUGCAACGUCGUGAUGCUCUGCGAGCUGGCCGUGCGCAGCUGCCGUAAUCUGAAGUUUAUUCAACUGCUGACCGUGCAGGACGCGAAAAACAACGACGAACAGGGCCGCGCGUUCGGGACGCUGAAGGAAAGUUUGCAGAAACACGCCGUUAAGUUUGUGGUCGAAUACUCGGAGCAUAUGCACGAUCGCCAAGUGAUAUUAAGCAAUGGUUACGUGGUGAAGAUUGGCCGGGGCUUGAACUACUUCAAACCGUCGCCCAGCCGGUACCAGCUCGGUGCAUUCGACUACCACUACCGCGAGUGCCGCGAAACGAACGUGGACGUGUUCUACUGUCCCGAGAAUAAUAAAUCAUGAUUCGAAAGGACGC
This is a messenger RNA of Anopheles cruzii, 832 nucleotides long. Its product is annotated as MIT domain-containing protein 1-like. The transcript is spliced from 3 exons. Bases 94 to 819 code for a protein of 241 amino acids. The record is from RefSeq and is a predicted model, not a curated record. NCBI's taxonomy places the organism in Eukaryota, Metazoa, Arthropoda, Insecta, Diptera, Culicidae.